Messenger RNA from Penicillium samsonianum, 729 nucleotides. Its product is annotated as MARVEL domain-containing protein. NCBI's taxonomy places the organism in Eukaryota, Fungi, Ascomycota, Eurotiomycetes, Eurotiales, Aspergillaceae. The transcript has a single exon. Bases 1 to 729 code for a protein of 242 amino acids. The record is from RefSeq and is a predicted model, not a curated record.
AUGGCCAAACCCAGACCUCGAACGAUUGAUCAAUACUGGCACAAAAGCGGACUUUGUGGGGUUAUCAGCCGUGCUACACUCCGCACUCUCCAGUUUGUCUUCGCCGUCACAGUUGCUGUUCUUUAUGGCGUCGAUUUAGCACACUCCACGAAGAGCAACAAUCGUGCCCACUCAGAAUGGAUAUACGCUGAAUUUGUUGCUGCACUCUCUGCUAUGACUUGCAUUGUGCAUUGCUUCAUUACUGUGACCCAAGUCGGAUGGUCGGCUUGGGAUGGGGUUCUGUUUGUCCUUUGGCUUGCCCAGGUGGGUGUUUUCGGGACAAUCUAUACUUCCCACGUCAACACAAAAUACGAAAAUGCGACGCUGUCAAUUCCUCGUAUGCGCGCUGCAGUUUGGAUUGACCUCGUCAAUAUGGUGCUUUGGUUUGCGACAAUGGUGCUCGGCAUUGCAUGGUGCAUCCGGACUCGCAAGGUCAGACGAGGCACGGAUCAAUUCGGUGUUGCCACGGAAGGGCUUAUCUGGCCGAAUGGCGCGAAGGGAAUCAACGACGAGGAGCGUGGUCAUUGGAGUGGAGAGGAGAAAUAUGUGAAAGAGUUUAUAAAUAAAACCGAUGACGGCAAGUUUCUACAGAAGCAGGGGCAGGAGCAGGAGCAGGAACACACCAAAUCAUCACCUGCGCCAGUGGACAAGAAGGAAAAGCCCAGACAAGGGAAUGAAGGCCAAACUUGA